CUCUCUCUGUAUAUUUAUGACUACUCAUUUAAAACCCCUGAGCGUUUCACUUUCACCCCGUCUUGCGAACUCUUUUGCCUUGUACUACUUGUGGAGCUAUGGCUACUGACGCUAAUUCCACCGACAAGAACCUCAUUUUCAGGAAACUCAAAGCUAAAUCUGAUAACAAGAUGUGCUUUGAUUGCAAUGCCAAGAAUCCAACUUGGGCUUCUGUCACUUAUGGGAUCUUUCUUUGUAUUGAUUGUUCUGCUGUUCAUCGGAGUCUUGGUGUCCAUGUCAGCUUUGUUAGGUCAACAAAUCUAGAUUCUUGGACUCCAGAUCAAUUAAAGAUGAUGAGUUUUGGGGGAAAUAAUCGUGCUCAAGUUUUCUUCAAGCAGCAUGGCUGGAAUGAUGGAGGAAAGAUUGAGGCGAAGUAUACUUCUAGGGCUGCUGAACUAUAUAAACAGUUGCUUUCUAAAGAAGUUGCUAAGAGCUCCAAGGAGGAGGCAGGUUUACCUGUGUCACCUGUUGCUUCUCAGUCUGUACAAGCUGUUAAUGGGAUUCCAGAUAAGGUAGAAGAAUCCCCAAAAGAAAGUUCUCCCCUAAAGCAUGAAACUCUGGAUAUUCCUGCUUCACCGAAAGUAAGAGCUUCCCAUUCAGUUCUCACCAGCACUGUCAAGAAGCCUCUUGGUUCUAAGAAGACUGGGAAGACUGGUGGGCUUGGUGCUCGAAAGCUUACUUCCAAGCCCAGUGAAAGCCUAUAUGACCAGAAGCCUGAAGAAGUACCUGUACAAGUUUCUACAUCUACAAAUAGCAACCCAACUGCAGCAUCCUCAUAUGCAUCUCGGUUUGAAUACACAGAUAAUGUUCCAGCUGCUGAUACGGAUUCUGCAGGAACCAAUGUAACUGGCCACGUAGCCCCCCCAAAGUCACCGGGUUUCUUUUUAGAUUUUGGAAUGGACAGUUUCCAAAAGAAAGAUAGCUCAUCAUUAAAGCCUCAAAUUCAAGAAACUGAUGAAGCAAGGAAAAAGUUUUCAAAUGCAAAAUCUAUUUCUUCAUCCCAGUUUUUUGGGGAUCAGAAUAAAGAUGCUGACAGUCAAGUUUCACUGCAAAAAUUCUCUGGUUCUGCUGCUAUAUCAAGUGCUGAUCUAUUUGGUGAAGAUGCUGACUCUGCUGCUGAUCUCACUGCAAGUGACUUGAUUAACAAAAUCUCUUUCCAGGCACAUCAGGAUAUUUCUUCCCUCAAAAAUAUUGCGGGAGAAACUGGGAAAAAGCUCAGUUCCCUGGCAUCAUCAUUUAUGACAGAUUUUCAAGAUAGAAGUUUCUGAUCGCGGUGUAAAUGGCAUUUAAGAAAAAUGCAGAUAGUUUAUCGACAAGCUGGACAAAUUUGUUAGAAAAGGAUGUGAAAGAGAGUUUCUAGUGGUAUUCUAUCAGAAGCCACUAAAUAAUAUAUAAGUUAUACUGCAAAAGGUGUUAAUUCUGUAUCGUAGCGAAGAACUUGUAUUAAGCAGUGAAUAUGUUUGUUCUUGUCAGCAGAGAAAAUUUAGGUGUUCAUGUCUCUUUCCUGUGUAAUCCAUUUUCUUUUACGGUAUUGUACUUUCAAUCAGUUACAAGGUAUCAAGGCUCCUCUCAAACUUGCUUAUUGUC
Messenger RNA from Daucus carota subsp. sativus, 1626 nucleotides. RefSeq names its product probable ADP-ribosylation factor GTPase-activating protein AGD8. Bases 99 to 1307 code for a protein of 402 amino acids. Gene Ontology annotation, biological process: COPI coating of Golgi vesicle. The record is from RefSeq and is a predicted model, not a curated record. NCBI's taxonomy places the organism in Eukaryota, Viridiplantae, Streptophyta, Magnoliopsida, Apiales, Apiaceae. Gene Ontology annotation, molecular function: GTPase activator activity. The transcript has 7 exons.